GCCGGGCCGGGCCGGGGCGGCGUGGGUCACGUGACGCCCGGCCCGGAAGCGCUCGCUCCCGAGACCCCCGGGUGACGGGGUCGGGAUCUGCCUUCUGGAGCGACCGGGAGGGUCGCGGGGGUCCCUGCAGUUUUCCGCUCCCCGCAUCCGCCGCCAUGGCCUGGACCAAGUACCAGCUGUUCCUGGCCGGGCUCAUGCUUGUCACCGGCUCCAUCAACACGCUCUCGGCCAAGUGGGCAGACAACUUCAUGGCCCCGGGCUGCGGAGGGGGCAAGGAGCACAGCUUCCAGCAUCCCUUCCUCCAGGCUGUGGGCAUGUUCCUGGGGGAGUUCUCCUGCCUGGCGGCCUUCUUCCUGCUUCGGUGCAGAGCUGCGAGGCACCCAGAUGCCAGCAUGGAUCCCCAGCAGCCCUUUAAUUCCCUUCUUUUCCUGCCUCCUGCCCUGUGCGACAUGACGGGGACCAGCAUCAUGUAUGUGGCCCUGAACAUGACAAGUGCCUCCAGCUUCCAGAUGCUUCGGGGUGCGGUGAUCAUAUUCACGGGCCUCUUCUCGGUGGCCUUCCUGGGACGGAGGCUGGCGCUGAGCCAGUGGCUGGGCAUCCUUGCCACCAUCGCGGGACUGGUGGUCGUGGGCCUGGCCGACCUCCUGAGCAAGCACGACGAUCAGCACAAGCUCAGUGAAGUGAUCACAGGGGACCUGUUGAUCAUCAUGGCCCAGAUCAUCGUCUCCAUCCAGAUGGUGCUCGAGGAAAAGUUCGUCUACAGGCAUAACGUGCACCCGCUGCGGGCAGUCGGCACUGAAGGCCUCUUCGGCUUCGUGAUCCUGUCCCUGCUGCUGGUGCCCAUGUACUACAUCCCUGCUGGCUCCUUCAGCGGAAACCCCCGCGGGACACUGGAGGACGUGCCAGACGCCUUCUGCCAGGUGGGUCGACAGCCGCUCAUUGCCCUGGCGUUGUUGGGCAACAUCAGCAGCAUCGCCUUCUUCAACUUCGCGGGUAUCAGUGUCACCAAGGAGCUGAGCGCCACUACCCGCAUGGUGCUGGACAGUCUGCGCACCAUUGUCAUCUGGGCCCUGAGUCUGGCGCUGGGCUGGGAGGCCUUCCACCCCCUGCAGAUCCUGGGCUUCCUCAUCCUCCUGAUGGGCACCGCACUCUACAAUGGGCUGCACCGCCCGCUGCUGAGCCGCCUGUCCAGGGGCCGGCCCCCCGCAGAGGAAGGCGAGCAUGAGAGACUGCUCGGCGGCUCCCGGACUCCCAUCAAUGAUGCCAGCUGAGCCUCGCGUGGGUUCUCCGCUGCUACCUGGAUGCACCUUGUCCACCCUGAGGCCGAGGCUGCUCGGGCUGGUGAGCCUCCAGUGGCCUGUCCCCGAGGCCUCACCCUCUCCUCCCCACAGACACCCCCCCCCGCCAGGGCAGCUGCUACCCCAAGAGAUGACCAGACACCCAGGUCCUCCUUGGUCACCACCCCCUGUGCCGCCCACACAGGCCUGAUUACGGUGACCUACCCCUGCCAGGCUCGCCCGCAAGCCCCUCCUGCAACACGAGCACUAAAUCAUGAAGUGGAAUUGCAGGAACUAACAACCCUAAGAUUUUCUCCUAAAUCAUAAGCUAAAUUUGGUUCUCCAGAGAAGAGAGGUCAGUGAACACAUUCAAACCGGAACUUGGUGCCGUGUUUUCUAGAACCUAUAGGCUAUUUGCUAACCCCGCCGUGGAGAUUUAAGUUUUAGCUAGACUGUGCCACAAACUCGGCGUAUGUCCCCCAGCCCAUUACCUAGUGGCCCUGAGCCUUGGGGUCCUCGUCUGUAAAGCAGAAGGUGCAGCUGCUGUGGCUUUGGUGCCUCCAGCCUCAGCCGGGCCCAUCCUCUGGGAAAGGAGGAGCACCUUCUUUGGAAAUGCUCCUCUGCCCACGGUGCCUCCUCCCCAUGCCAGUGCUGGCAUCCUUGCUCCCACACUCUCAAGACCUCCCUGCCCAGGGCAGCGGGGCGGGGGAUGAUGGGGAAUUCCAAGCAGCCCUUAAUAGCAGCUUUUACGAACUCGUCACCUUCCAUUUUAAGGAUGAGAAGACUGAGGCCCAGAGAUGUAAAUGGUUUUGCAAGAAGGCUCUCCUUCUGUAGACUCCGGCCAUGCCCUUGGGAUCCAGAGCACAUCUGGACCUCAACCCUACCCCCAACAACCCGACUCCACAGAUAUCCCUCCAGGGUGACGAACUUACUAGCACUGCGCCAUUUAGAGUAAUUCUGGUGUCCUGGGCAUGUGUUAAGUGCUCAGCGGUAAUCCGUCGGUGUAACAAGCCACACGGGUGGGUGCAGAUGAGGAAGCCACGGCCCAGAGGUGCUUCGCGGACUUCUUCACGGAGCCUGCAGUCCCAGCUAGGUUUGCCUGAUUCCAGACCUACAGCCCCACCCACCAUACAGGUCUCUCUGGGGUCUUUGGGGUAAAUUUUCCAUGGCCAGAAUAAAAGCUUCAUGUGCUGUUGCUCUUGUCUGCCCCCCCCACACACCCCUGAAGAGAGGGGACUGGCAUUGGGGACCCCAGGGAGCAGAGCAGCCCUUCCUUGCGGAGUUCCUCACUCCGUGGCAGUUUCUGGAGCCUCAGACCAUUUUUCUGGGCAGCUUCAUCAUAAAACAAAACACCGAAUGCCUUCCUUAAAAUAGAUCCUGGGGGAAGGGCUCUUUGACAACGCAAAGCCCUCAGGCUCUGUGGGAAUCAGCAGGUUAUUAGAUUGUUGGGAGGGGAGGGCCACUCCCUGCCACCAGCUCCGAGUCCCAGGGGCCCCAGAGCUUCUGUGGGCCACAGCAUAUACCCCAGAAGAAGGAAAUGGGGAGUGAGCCUGGUGGGGACUUCAGCUUCCUUGUCCAAAAUAACUGGGACCUUACGAUGGCAUUUGAGGCUCUAUUUUUAAAAACAAAAGGGAAAUUGACAUACUGUCAAUUUUUUUUUUUUUUUUAAAUGAGAGGGAAGGAGCACAAGGGUUAAAUAUCAGGCCUGACCGCAAAUCAGGCAAAUCACUUUAUUUCUGGAUCUUUGGGUCUUCACACAUCUCCAAAAUGGGAAAGCUGGCCCUCCAUCUUGUGGGAUGAGUGUGAAAAUCACAUAAGAUAAUAAACUGAAGGUGCCCAUAAACACCCACGUGGCAGAAUGUCGUGUCGGGUUCACACUGCCCUCUGGGGUGGCCUGCCGGGGACACAGGAGUCCCAGCAGAGGCCCAGCACGGAGCAUCAGUUCUCCGAGGGGAAGAAAUGUCUUAUUAAAAUACACCAUCAUGGAAAAAAAAAUACACCGUCAUUGAGGAGAAUGUAAAAUUCCCAUCUAUUUUAAGACA
Mustela erminea (ermine) is the source of this 3319-nucleotide messenger RNA. RefSeq names its product solute carrier family 35 member F6 (gene SLC35F6). Bases 156 to 1271 code for a protein of 371 amino acids. Gene Ontology annotation, biological process: transmembrane transport. Gene Ontology annotation, cellular component: intracellular membrane-bounded organelle; membrane. The record is from RefSeq and is a predicted model, not a curated record. Gene Ontology annotation, molecular function: transmembrane transporter activity. The transcript is spliced from 6 exons. Lineage: Eukaryota; Metazoa; Chordata; Mammalia; Carnivora; Mustelidae.